AUGAAUCCUCUAGGUUUCCCUAACACUAUGGUCCUAGGUCCCCUUACUACUAGGUAUCCUCUAGGCCCCUCUAGUACUAGGUAUCCUCUAGGUCCCCCUACUACUAGUUAUCAUCUAGGUCUCCCUACUACUAGAUAUCCUCUAGGCCCCUCUACUAUUAGGUAUCCUCUAGGUCCCCCUAGUACUAGAUAUCCUCUAGGUCUCCCUACUGCUACAUAUACUCUAGGUCCUCUUACUACUAGGUAUUCUCCAGGUCCUCUUCAUACUAGGUAUUUUCUAGGUCCACCUACCGCUAAGUAUCCUCUAGGUCUCUUUUCAGCUAGAUAUACUCUAGGUCUCCCUACGACUAGGUAUUUUCUAGGUCCCCCUACUGCUAGGUAUUCUCAAGGUCCUACUACUAGGUAUACUCUAGGUCCCCCUACUACUAGGUAUUCUCAAGGUCCCCCUACUACUAGGUAUCCUCUAAAUCCCCCUACCACUAGGUAUUCUCUAGGUCCCCCUACUACUAGGUAUCCUUUAGGUCCCCCUACUACUAGGUAUCCUCUAGGCCCCUCUACUACUAGGCAUCCUCUAGGUCCCCCUACUACUAGGUAUCCUCUAGGCCCCUCUACUACUAGGUAUCCUCUAGGCCCCUCGACUAUUAGGUAUCCUCCAGGUCUAGGCCCCUCUACUACUAGGUAUCCUCUAGGUCCCCCUACUACUAGGUAUCCUCUAGGCCCCUCUACUACUAGGUAUCCUCUAGGUCCCCCUAAUACUAGGUAUCCUCUAGGCCCCUCUUCUACUAGGUAUCCUCUAGGUCCCCCUACUACUAGGUAUACUCUAGGUCCCCCUACUACUAGGUAUCAUCUAGCUCCCCCUACUACUAGGUAUCCUCUAGGCCCUUCUACUACUAGGCAACCUCUAGGUCCCCCUACUACUAGGUAUACUCUAGGUCCCCCUACUACUAGGUAUCCUCUAGGCCCCUCUACUACUAGGUAUCCUCUAGGCCCCUCGACUAUUAGGUAUCCUCCAGGUCCCCCUAGUACUAGGUAUCCUCUAGGUCCCCCUACUACUAGGCAUCCUCUAGGCCCCUCUACUACUAGGUAUCCACUAGAUCCCCCUAAAACUAGGUAUCCUCUAGGCCCCUCUUCUAGUAGGUAUCCUCUAGGUCCCCCUACUACUAGGUAUACUCUUGGUCCCCCUACUUCUUGGUAUCAUCUAGGUCCCCCUACUGCUAAGUAUUCUCAAGGUCCUCCUACUACUAGGUCUCUGAAGCAGGUGCGUAGACAGGAUUUGAGAUAG
This is a messenger RNA of Eurytemora carolleeae, 1281 nucleotides long. Its product is annotated as leucine-rich repeat extensin-like protein 5. The transcript is spliced from 3 exons. The coding region runs from base 1 to 1281 and encodes 426 amino acids. The record is from RefSeq and is a predicted model, not a curated record. NCBI's taxonomy places the organism in Eukaryota, Metazoa, Arthropoda, Copepoda, Calanoida, Temoridae.